UCAACGCCGUCAACGUAGUUAGUACUCGUCACCACUUAUUAUUCUACAUACACUACAAUUGCUUUUGUUAUUACUAUGUAUGUACCUAGUUACUAGGUGCAUUCCAUGACAGUACGUAUAUGUUGCGUAUGUAGUGAGGAGGGUCCAUCUACUCAAGUGGUCACUUGAAUGAGCCGACGAGUUGGCGGAGCAGGAGUGGGAGGGAGGUCCAUGAGGUCCAUGCUGGCUUAGGAUCUAAGCAGCACUGACAACAACAGCAACGACAAUACUAGCCAUGAGUGCGACUUCGUCGGAUCCAUCCUAAUCAGAUGCAUCCUAAACAUUGAUCGCGUCCAACCCCAGGCGGAUGCUCAGCCUUCAGAGGCUAAAAUGCAGGGGUCCCGACCAUGUUCCAGUUGUGUGCCCGCGUGCCAUUUCAAUGGAUGAUGAAUGGAUGGAUGGAUGAACCGUGCCACGAUCGGGCGCGCCUCAGGAUUUCCUCCUACAUAAAGGAUCGAUCUAUGUAGCCUCUUCCCGCGGAGGUCACUCGUCUCCUCUCCUCGUUGCCGCUCUCUUAUAUCCCCCUAUCCACUUGUCCUUGACUUCGCCUGUCAUGACCAUCGGGGCCCUGCCCAGCGGGGGCGUUCUGUUUCUCCGGCGAUGGGCUGGUCGAGGAUCCCAUGGGCCCAGCCUGAUUCCCAGAAUGGGUUCUACGAGCGCUGGGUAUUACUCGACCGUGCCGCCUGCCGCCGAUCGCCCCUCCCUUGGCGUAGACCGUGAUCUUUCGCUUUCACCCCGUGCAGCUCAAUUACGCCGGGCCGUGGAGGCUCUUAACCCGGCUGAUCAACGUCUUUUGGUGCGACAUCUCCAAAAGAACUUUCUAGCUGACCCAGCCCCGUCUACUGCUUCUGCUUCUGCCUCGUUCUCAUCCCCCGUGUUGCCUUUGGAUGUACCCGAUGUGCCCGAUGUGCCCGAUGUACCCGAUGUACCCGAUGAGCCCGCCGUCCCUCCAUUCCGAACCAUUCUCGUGUAUUCCGUCCAUCAAGCGCUCCCGUUCGUGGGAUUCGGCUUCCUCGAUAAUCUCAUCAUGAUUCUGGCCGGGGAAUAUAUCGAUCAUACGCUAGGCGUGACGCUUAGUAUCAGUACGAUGGCCGCGGCCGGCUUGGGCAAUGCCAUUUCUGACGCCUUUGGUGUGGGCUCGGCCUGGUACGUGGAACAUUGGAUCGCCCGAUUCGGCUUCUAUCACCCGCAUCUUUCACUCGAAGAGCGCGCUCUCACUCGCGUUCGCAUGGGUGCCAACCUCGGCAAGGCUUUGGGCGUGACGGUCGGGUGCUUGAUUGGCAUGCUACCACUCGCUUUCAUGUGAUUUCCCCGCCCUGGCUCCUUGGCCACCCCAGUUAGCCCCGAGUCAGUCCCGCCCACCGAGACCAAAUUAUCUAGUCAACCCUGAAUUCGCGAUAUCAUCCGUUAUCGGACCAUGGCGAUUGCAAACCUGCUUCAACCAAUAAAGAACCCUCAAUGGAGAAAUAUACGGUAAACCUGCGUAGUGAAUGUAUGACCCUAAUUGGUUUUCCGUUUGCUUUCAG
Molecule: messenger RNA, 1565 nt
Organism: Tigriopus californicus
Lineage: Eukaryota; Metazoa; Arthropoda; Copepoda; Harpacticoida; Harpacticidae
Exons: 1
Coding region: 593-1345 (250 amino acids)
Cellular component (GO): mitochondrion
Source: RefSeq, a predicted model, not a curated record